Messenger RNA from Caenorhabditis bovis, 1101 nucleotides. The record is from the annotation of a GenBank genome assembly. Lineage: Eukaryota; Metazoa; Nematoda; Chromadorea; Rhabditida; Rhabditidae.
AUGUUGAUCUCGGCGACGUUGGGCGCCGUCAAUUGUCUCGUCGUCAUCGGCAAUCUGUUGGUGUUCUACAUGAUUCUCACGAAGCGCUCGUUGCAAUCGACGACGAACACGUUGGUGUUGUCGUUGACGAUCAGCGAUCUCCUUCUCGGAAUUCUCAUUCUGCCGUUCGCCAUCAUACAGGAGCACAACGCCGAAUGGCUGUUCGGCGACAUCGGAUGCCAUUUGUGGCUCUCGCUUGACGUGUUCCUCUCGACGGCGUCCAUCUACAAUCUGCUCGCCAUCUCAUUCGACAGAUACAUGGCGGUUCGUCAACCGAUCAAGUACACCAUCGUCUCAUCGACAAGGCUCGUUCGCCUCAUGCUAUUCCUCGUGUGGGCGUGCAGUCUGCUGCUCGCCGCCGUCCUCUUCGUGCUCAUCCACAUCAUCGAGGUCGGCGUUGUCGUCACCAACGAGUGCCAGCCGACCGAUCUGCCGUCCGAGUACAUUCUAUUCUCGGCGUCGGCCUCGUUCAUCAUCCCCGCGUUCCUCAUGGUCCUCUUCAAUCUCGGCAUAUUCCAGACGGUCGUGCGCAGCUCGAAGCAGAAGACCGUCAAAUCCAACAACGGCUCGUUGAGGGUCCAUCGCGGCAAGCGCAAGCCGACCAUCGACUCAAAAUCGAUCAUCAAGAAGCUUGAACGAUCCGACACGCUUCAGUCGUUCGAGCAAGACAAACUCAAUCCCGAUGGUCCCGCGAUGCGGACCCUCUUCUCGCACACCGUCGUGUUUGGGAUUCUCGAGGCGAAAAAGACGAAUCUAAUCAAUCAUAUAACCCAGAGGAGAAUGUAUAGGCGGUCGCUUCGAACCGAAUUGCGCGUCGCGCGGACCACCGGCGUCGUCGUCUCGGCAUUCAUCGUCUGCUGGAUACCAUUCACCACCAUCUACGUGCUUCAAGCCUACUCGUUGUGCACGGUGGCCGCCGAUUGUGUUCCGAAUUCGUUGUUCGUCGUCGCCUUCUGGCUCGGCUACUCGAAUUCCGCCGUCAAUCCGCUGUUGUACGCGGCGUUCUCGCGCGAUUUUCGAUUGGCGCUCAAACGAAUGGUGUGGAAACGACGCAAAAAUUGA